AUGCUGCACCUGCUACUGCUGGCGCUAAGCCUGCUGGCGGCGCAGCGCACCUCGGGCGCCUCGGACCCCGCUCCCCUGGGCCUCCAAGAGGUCUUCACAACGACCGAUCCCAACGAUGAGCAGCGGCAGGUGGUUCUGGUGCCUAAUGUGGCUUUCGCGGGCCCCAUCCUCCGAGACGUCCCCGCCUCCUCGCCCGAGUCGUGCGCUGCUGCGUGCCGGGAGCUGUCCGACUGCGCCUUUUUCAACUACUGCACCCAUUCGGACGGCUGCGCCACGCACGCCAACGUGAGCCUGCCCUGCCAGCUGCUGAGCGGCACGUGCGUGCUGGAGCCGCCUGUGGCGGCAAGGGCCCCAGACAUUGGCACCUGGGCGGGCUUCCCGGUGCGCGAGCCGCCGCUGGGCUACGCCCGAGUGCCCGGCUUCUCGGUCUCACCCGCCCAGGGCCUCUCCGGCGGAGACUUCCCCUGCGCCGGCUCGCAGCUGCCCAGCGGCUGCGCCUUCUCCCGGCCCGUGGACGCCGCCGACGUGUGCCACUCCCAGCCCACCUGCGUGGCGGUGGUGGUCUACGCCCAGGGCUCCCCGCUGGCCACUACGGGCCCCCAGCUGCCCGGGUUCACCCGUCGGCUGGGGGCGGGCAUGUUUGCCAGCGGCGGCUUCGACUGCCCAGGAUCAUACAAACCCCAGAUCCAGGAGUGUGUGCUGCAGGAUUCGCUGGAGGGGCUGGCACGGUACUGCCAGAACGACUCCCAGUGUCAGUCCUUUGUGUACCGCCCAGCCGGCGUGUACAACACUCCUGAGGGGGUGGCGAUCUUCAAGCACUCUGCCGAUCCAGCCGCCAUCAUCCUGACCCCGAGCGCCGUGCUGUACCUGCGGGACCACCCCCACAAUGGUACUACCAGCAGCGUGGAUGGUACCGUCGCCUACCAGCCCACCUCCCGCGGCGGGCUGCCCCCUGGUGCCGCAGCAGGCGCAGCGGUGGGCGCGGCCUUGGCGGCGGCCGCCGCCGGCGCGGCGGCCUGGGCGCUGCGCCGCCGGCGCCGGCGCCGCCGCCUGCUGGUGGCGGCACCGGGUGGCGGCAAGGUGGAGGAGGGCGGCUGCGGCACCGCCAGCGAGCCAGCUUCCUCGCCAGGGCACUCAAACCCCUUGGCAGGCAUCGGUACCAUCAGCGGGCAGCUGCAGAUGCAGCUGCGGCUGCAGCCUGGCCCGCCAGCUGAGGCGGUACCAGCGGUACAGGCAGCGGUCGAGAUGGCUGCGGCGCGCGGCUCCGCGCCUCAGGCUGCAGGCGGCCGCACACCCACAACGCCGCCGCUGGCAGCGCCGGCUGCAUCUGGCUCGCCCGCAGCGACGAGCCGCCGCUCGUCAGCCGGCCCGAGCUUGGCGGACCUGCAGCAGCCGCCCGCCGCCUUCACCCGGCCCUUGCCCUCCCCCGCCCCCAAGCCCGGGGCCAGCGGGGAGAGCGCGGUGGGGCUGGCUGAGCUGGCGGCCGAGCUGGCCGCGCUUUCCUCACGAUCCAGCGGCAGCCGACGCCGGCCCGACCCCGGCCCGCCGCCCGCCGCCCUCUCCCUCGACGGCCUGCCGCCCAGCCUGCGGGAGUCGGUUGUCCCCCCCACCAGCAUCGCCUUUUUGCGCACCGAAGGGGGGUCGCUGGUGGAGCUCGGGGCGGGGGCCAGCGGCUGCGUGUGCAAGGCGGUGUACCGAGGCGAGGUGGUGGCCGCCAAGGUCGUUGACGUCGGUCAGUCGGCAGAGCUCCAAAACGUGUUUGUGACGGAGGCGCUGCGGCUGCAGGCGCUGCGCCACCCGCACGUGGUGUCUUUCUUCGGCUGCUCCAUCCUGGGGGCCAAGGGAGUGCUGCUCACAGAGGCCGCCCCCGAGGUGCUGCUGGGUGCCCGCACGUGCACCCGGGCCGUGGACGUCUAUUCAUUCGGUGUGCUGCUCUGGGAGAUCAUCACGGGGGAGAGGCCGCUGCGGGGCCACAUGCGGGCGAUGCACGUGCCGGAGGAGUGCCCACAGGUGCGAGUCAGGGGCUGGUGCUGCCAGCACUGGCGUGGCUAG
This is a messenger RNA of Chlorella variabilis, 2052 nucleotides long. RefSeq lists its product as hypothetical. Gene Ontology annotation, molecular function: protein kinase activity; ATP binding. NCBI's taxonomy places the organism in Eukaryota, Viridiplantae, Chlorophyta, Trebouxiophyceae, Chlorellales, Chlorellaceae. The record is from RefSeq and is a predicted model, not a curated record. The transcript has 12 exons. Gene Ontology annotation, biological process: protein phosphorylation. Bases 1 to 2052 code for a protein of 683 amino acids.